Messenger RNA from Gasterosteus aculeatus aculeatus (three-spined stickleback), 2686 nucleotides. It is a transcript of the gene thap12a, whose product is annotated as THAP domain containing 12a. The record is from RefSeq and is a predicted model, not a curated record. Lineage: Eukaryota; Metazoa; Chordata; Actinopteri; Perciformes; Gasterosteidae.
AGUUUGAAAGAACUAAAACGGAUAUUGCUAAUCGACGCUACAUACUUGACAGCUAACUAGCGUUAGCAAAGUUGUAGGCUAACGUUACCUCAAAACAGAACGAGUAUAUUCUUAAACUUACAAUGCAGAAUCACUGCGCUGUGUCAAACUGUACAAGUGGAAAAUCCGGCCCUGAGCCUCUCUUCAGGUUCCCGCAUGACGCAGAAAGGUCUAAGAAGUGGGUUGAAAAAUGCCAGAGGAAAGACCUCGUUGACAAGUCACCAGGCCAGCUGUACAGAUUCUACAGACUCUGUGGGAAACAUUUUGAAACAUCUUUGGUCGAUAGCAGUGCUCCGAGUGCAGCGUUGAAAGAUGACGCCAUACCGACUAUCUUUGAUGUACUGAACGAACCUCUGAGUGGUCAGGUGAAGCGCAGCAAAGAGACGCUGCAGACCAAAGAAGAUGAAAAGGACAACAAGGAGAGAAAAAAAAUGAAAAUGUCUCCAGCAGACGCCACCAACACAGAUGUCCACACACUCCCUGAAGAAGAGGAAUACAAAGAGUAUCUGAAGUCAUUAUUUGAAGUUCUCGCACUGCUUGGAGAGCAAAGCAUUGCUCCGAUAGGGCCUGGAAAUGACAAACAGGAUGGCCUUGGCUUAAGCAACUUUCAGGCCCUGUUGGAAUAUCGCAUGAAUUGUGGAGAUGAAGCUGUGAAGAAGAGGCACGAUGUGAACAAAGAGUGCUUCUCCCCAGCUCUGUUGAACCAGCUGAUUGACGUGUGCGAGAAAUGCAUUCGCAGUAAGCUGGUGGAGGAGGUUAAACAAAAUGGCUAUUUCUCAUUACUUACUGACGACUUGGUGAAGAUCUCGGGAGAGUGGUACCUCCCCUUCUUCCUCCGUUAUGUGGACCAGUCCAACUGCCAGCAGGAGAGGUUCGUUGGAUUCCUGUCCUUUGAGGGGGACGGUGAUGCCCUGGCAGAGACGCUGCUGUCCAAAAUUACUGAAAAAUGGGGCUUAGAUAUGGAGCAGUGUCGAGGCCAAGCUCACUCCUGCUCUGCUACGCAUUUUGGUAAAAUGAAAACAUUUGCGGCCAAACUUACCGAGAGGUUUCCCACGGCGGUGCUGACUCAAAGAUCCACUCGUACAUUGAACCUGUCACUGGCAAACGGGAUGGCUUUGUCAGGGGUUCAGCUCGUCUUGUCCACCUUGAAGAAGAUCGAGUCUUUCUUCAGUCAGUCCCCGUUGCUGGUGGUAGAGAUGGCGCACGCCAUUUCAAUCUUCUACCCGGACAAAGAGGAGAAGGCCAAGGAACUGAAGGAGAUCUGUGAAACCAGCUGGACCGGACGACAUGAUGCGUUUGAGGUGACGGCGGAAAUCCUGGAGGCGUUGCUACUCUGCGUGGACAGCGUUCACGACAAUGAGGACAUGCGGUGGAACGACCAGAUCACACACAACGCCCUAGAGAUUUCAAAAGCACUGACUGAUUUUGAAUUCAUCAUGGCGCUGGUUGUGCUGAAAAACACCCUGGCACUAACCCAGGCCUUUGGCAAGAACGUGCAAGGACAAGCAGCCGAUGCCCACUUUGCUACAACCAGUCUAAAAGCCGUAUUGCACACGCUAAAGGAAGUGUCCGACAACAUCGACGUGUAUCACGAGUUCUGGAACGACGAGGCCUUCAACAUAGCCACUGCCAUGGAGGUCCCAGUUAAGGUUCCUCGGUCGUUCCUGAGAAAGCACCAGUUAGAAUCUGGGUCCAUACGGCCGGAGAGUUACUACAAGGAGCACCUGUCCAUCCCUGUGGUGGAACACGUCAUCAGAGAAAUGACCGAAAUCUUCGCCGAGGACCACCUGAAGGUUCUGAGGGGUCUGUCACUGGUGCCCACUCUCAUAGAGAAGUACAAGUCUAUGAAACCUGAGGAAGAGAGCAUCCAAGUCUUUCAAAAAGACAUUCCCAAUGCCGCAACCCUCUCUGCCGAGAUGCACUGCUGGUGGGUUAAAUGGAGCAAAAAGGGCAAAGGCGAGACCUUCCCGUCCAACCUGCAGGAGACGCUGCAGCUGCCCGAUGUGAAGUUCUUCCCGAACAUGCUCGCGAUCCUGAAGCUAAUCGGCAUCCUGCCAACUUUGGGUCUGGGGGACGGCUACGAUGUGGCAUACAAACGCUACAAGAUGUACAUAGAGAACACGCCAGACCAAUUCAAAUCAAAGAGUCUCGCUCUUUUAAACGUGAAUUAUGAUCUUGGGUGUGACCUGGACUCGAUGGUAGACGUCUACAUGAAGACGUACCCCGACAGUGAGGACGCCUCUUGUGAUAUGUGAUUUGGUCGCUAAACCUCCACACAGGUUACCGUUAGUGGAUUAUCUAGCCCUCGUACUGAAUUAGCAUUUGAUGUGGGCCGUUUUGGUUUUCCCAAUAAAGUAAAGCAUGUAAAUGGAGGAGAAUAGUUUGCAGAGGGGCAUUGAUUGAAUGAUGAAUACCAAACAUCUUUCUGUUAAGUUAUUUGUCUCUGCUUGUCCUCUAGGUUCAUGUUUUCAUGUUGUGUUUCGGGGAAUGUUGUCAUUGUGAGUAAGAGUUAGUAGUAGUAGUAGUUGCUGUAGUUUUUUCUCCGCUUAAUGAAAUGUGCCAUCGCGAUAACCAAUCAGCUGCAGCUAAAACAAUUGUAUGAAUUAAAUUACAUUUUGCAUAAUAAAGCCAUAUAUGAUGCAGCUGA